AUGGCCAGGGACAUGAAGAGGAACAGGAACUCUUCAGCUUAUUUCUUCCUUCUCUUCUCGCUUAUUCUCCUCUUUGCAUUUUCAACAUUGUCCGUCGAAGCAAGGAAAAGUCACGGCCAGAAAAUGCAUCGUGGUCAGCACAAGAAACACAAAAACCAUAAAGGAAAUGUUAGUACUCCACCUAGAAGGUCACGCAUUCCCGCUCAUGCUCCUGCUUCACCGCCAAUAACCGAGUCCACCAUUUUUGAUGUCCUGUCAUUUGGUGCCAAGGGCGAUGGAAUUUGUGAUGAUUCCAAGGCGGUUGCAGCCGCAUGGGAGGCUGCAUGCAAGGUCCCCGGAGCUACUAUGGAGUUUCCGUCGGAAUUCAAGUUUCUUAUUAAGCCCAUAACACUUCAAGGACCAUGCCAGCCACACCUCACUCUUCAGAUAGAUGGCCUGGUAUUGGCUCCUUCGAAAGUAUGGUCAGGGCCAAAAUCAAGUUUGUUUCAAUGGAUAAAUUUCAAAUGGCUUCAGAAUUUCACUAUUCAAGGUUCUGGGAUUGUUGAUGGUCAAGGUUCUAACUGGUGGACUCCUUCGUCUCCAUUUGAUUCGAUGAAGCGGCCCAAAACCUUUCCAGACAUGAAACCCACGGCUUUGAGAUUCUACUCAAGCUACAACGUUACGGUUCGUGACAUCAAGAUCAUAAAUAGUCCGAACUGCCAUUUAAAGUUUGACAACUCCAGAGGAGUGAGGGUCAACAAUAUUACAAUCUCUGCACCAGAAACCAGCUUAAACACUGACGGCAUUCACCUGCAAAAUUCCCAAGAUGUAGAAAUUCACCACUCCAACAUCGGAUGUGGGGACGAUUGUGUUUCAAUCCAAACUGGUUGCAGCAAUGUUUUUGUGCAUCAUAUCAAUUGCGGUCCUGGACAUGGUAUAAGCUUAGGAGGGCUAGGUAAGGGUGGAACCGUGGCUUGUGUCUCCAACAUUAUUGUGGAUAGCAUUUUCAUGAAUAACACUCUAUAUGGUGCACGGAUCAAGACGUGGCAGGGUGGUCUUGGAGCAGUGAAAAAUGUGUCAUUUUCCAACAUAAAAGUAUCUGAUGUUAAGGUCCCAAUAAUGAUCGAUCAGUACUACUGCGACAAGCAUAUUUGCAAGAAUAAAACAGGAGCAGUGGCAAUAUCUGGGGUCAAAUUUGAUCAAAUAACAGGAACUUAUUCAGCUCAGCCCCUUCAUUUGGCCUGCAGCAGUUCGGUUCCGUGCAGCAAUGUUGAUUUAAGUGCCAUUAAUUUACAACCAUCGCUUGAGUUUCGUGGAUUGCGGGAUGCCUUGUGCUGGAACUCUUACGGGAAGUCACAAGCACCCCUUGUUCCAACAAGCAUUGAUUAUUGCCUGUUAAAGGGAGGUAGCGUCUUGCAAAAAAUAUCAAGAUCCCACGGGAAAUCUUGUUAG
Coffea eugenioides is the source of this 1431-nucleotide messenger RNA. RefSeq names its product polygalacturonase At1g48100-like. NCBI's taxonomy places the organism in Eukaryota, Viridiplantae, Streptophyta, Magnoliopsida, Gentianales, Rubiaceae. The transcript has 8 exons. Gene Ontology annotation, molecular function: polygalacturonase activity. The coding region runs from base 1 to 1431 and encodes 476 amino acids. The record is from RefSeq and is a predicted model, not a curated record. Gene Ontology annotation, biological process: carbohydrate metabolic process.